This is a messenger RNA of Mollisia scopiformis, 747 nucleotides long. Its product is annotated as short-chain dehydrogenase/reductase-like protein sdr. Lineage: Eukaryota; Fungi; Ascomycota; Leotiomycetes; Helotiales; Mollisiaceae. The transcript is spliced from 2 exons. Bases 1 to 747 code for a protein of 248 amino acids. The record is from RefSeq and is a predicted model, not a curated record. Gene Ontology annotation, molecular function: oxidoreductase activity.
AUGACAACCAAACCCCUCGCUGGAAAAGUAGCCCUCAUAACGGGUGGCUCUAAAGGCAUCGGCCGCGCCCUCUCCCUCCGCCUCGCCGCCUCCGGCGCCAACGUCGUCGUAAAUUACUCCAGCGACAGCACCUCAGCCAACGAAACCAUCUCAGCAAUCAGCGCCGAGCACGCCUUCGCCGUGAAAGCGGACGUCGGCAGCGUUUCGGACGUCGGGCGUCUGGUCGAUGCUACCAUCGAACGAUUCGGGAAGUUGGACAUCGUCGUUGCGUGCGCGGGCAUCAUGCCGCUGAGUGAGUUAGAGAAAUUGACCGAGGAGGAGUUUGAUAGGGUUAUGAGUGUUAAUGUUAAGGGGCCUUUGUUCUUAACGCAGAAAGCUAUCCCACACAUGACCUCCGGAGGACGAAUCAUCCUCUUCUCUACAACGCUCAACGCCGCCUCGACAGUGACGCCCAAUUACCUCGCGUACUGCACCUCCAAAGGAGCAAUCGACCAGAUGACGCGCAUCCUGUCUAAAGACCUCGCGAGAAAGGGGAUUUUAGUUAACGCCAUUGCUCCGGGCCCAACAGCCACAGACCUCUUUAUGAAGGGGAAGAACGAGCAGGUCUUGAAGAUGAUCGCGGGUUUUAAUCCGCAAGGGAGGAUUGGGUCCCCGGAGGAGAUUGCGGAUGUGGCGGCGUUCUUGGCGGGGGAGGGCAGUAAGUGGGUUACGGGGCAGGUGAUUCGGGUUAAUGGGGGUAUGGCUUGA